This is a messenger RNA of Tauraco erythrolophus (red-crested turaco), 1873 nucleotides long. The record is from RefSeq and is a predicted model, not a curated record. NCBI's taxonomy places the organism in Eukaryota, Metazoa, Chordata, Aves, Musophagiformes, Musophagidae.
AUGGAAGGCACGCAUACUGUCCUUCAAUUGCACAAACCCAUUAUGGAGCUUUGUUACGUCAGCUUCUAUCUUCCAGAGGGAAAAGUCAGAGGAUUUACUUACAAGAGCUGUGUAACUCUGGAUAGAACCAGUAAACGUUUCUGCAGCUGCUAUCAUGUAAGGGAGAGGUUGAAGAUGGAGCUGAGAGAACAGCCAUAUGAAAACUUUGGAGAUAUUAUUUUCAAGCAAACUACCACGAAAGACAUUCUCGUUGAACUGUACAAACUAACUGCUGAAAAGGAAAAGCUGUUAACUAGUGUUUUGAGAUCACAUCACAUUCCGGGCCUUAACACAGGACAUCAGGAGGGAAAGCGACAGGAUAUUUCUGGAGUCUUGAAACUUAAAGGUGACGAUUACUCCAGUUUUACACAUCAGCAGGAGUUCUUUCUGGAUUCCACAAAUAGAGACAAUUUGAAUCACAAAAAAAUGAGGAAAUAUAGAAGGAAAGAGAGCUUUGAGGAGUUCAGACACUGGAAAGUGGGAAAAAAGAUCCAUGAACAACAUCCUUCUUUACUGAGCGUGCAAGACGUGAAUAAGAGGCUCCCCACAAGAUUUCCUACCAGGACUUUUCCCAGUUCCUUUUCUGCCUCCAGUUGGCUAACAGUAAAAGGUAAGGAUGAUUUACCAGUAGACAAUAGUAUACGACCAGAAAGGUGGAAAGAAGAGGGGUAUUUUCUUGAUAUCAACAAAGCUGUGAACCUGCAUGCUGACUUACCGUGUUCUAGCUCAAAAGACAACAGUGACACGGCUGCAGUUGAACUAGUGGAUAAUAGAGAAUGCAUUCCUGAAGUUACAAACGUACAACAGAGUAUCACUUUGGUAAAAUCAUCUCAGGACAGUCUAUUUAACAGACUUGAGACGUUAAGUAAAUCUACAGCUGCUAAAAGCUUGAAAAGUAGCAAGUAUACUGAGCCAGUGUGCAAGGAGAAACCAGGAGUCACAGUUGCUGAAGUACAGGAUUCAGAAGCUUGUAUUAAAAAAGCUGCCAACCCCCCUGUGGAGUCUUUACCUGAUUUUCACAGAGGUAAAGAAACCAUUUCUCCUGUUCUCACAACAGUACAUAACGAGUUUAUAUCAAGAACUGAUAUGUACUCCGAAGGCAAAGCUGCUGAAGACUCUAAAAACACUCUGCUGCAGGAAAAGGAGCAAGACGGCUCUGGUUUGCAGUACAAAGCAGAGCGAGUGCAUGUUACUGAUGAGUCAUGCAAUCCUGUGGGAGCAGUCAAUAAAGCUCUUCUGAAAGUUAUACGGAGCGACAGUUUAGAUGAAGCUGCAGAAUGGAAGAGACUGCAACAAAUUACAAGAGUAGACAGAAACCUGCCAGGCUCAAUAUAUGAGAAAAGAACCACGGGAUCCCGGGGAAGCAGCAAGCAUUUAUUUCUGAACCUGCCUGUGGAUGAAAGUCCUGAUAUUUCUCAGACGAGUAAUAAACUGGAAGAGAAAAGGUUGCCUUCACCCUCGUUACUAGCAGUGAGUAAUGUUUUUAGUAAUUCAUAUCCACUAUCUAAUACACACAAACAAAUGUCACCUAUUCCUUCUCCGUUAUCUUCAAGACUGCCUAGCCCGCAGCUCCAUCAUCGGAUUCUCCCGCUACCGACACGAAGCACCGAGGACGGAUCUAUGUUCAGUGACUAUGGCAGUGGAAGACAUGGUGCCAUAAACCUCUCUUUCAGUGAUUUGGAGCCACAGUUUUAUCUGAAGUUUUCUGAACCUGGAGAAUUGGGAUUUGCCACCAGACAAGCAGGCCUACAUCAGAAUGCAACUGCAGGGCAUUUUGAAAAGCGCCCUGUACAAGAAAAAAUAACUACUUGGACACAGCAGAAUUUCUUCCCAG